Molecule: messenger RNA, 3399 nt
Organism: Oncorhynchus masou masou (cherry salmon)
Lineage: Eukaryota; Metazoa; Chordata; Actinopteri; Salmoniformes; Salmonidae
Product: DNA polymerase kappa-like
Exons: 15
Coding region: 100-3009 (969 amino acids)
Biological process (GO): error-prone translesion synthesis
Cellular component (GO): nucleus
Molecular function (GO): DNA-directed DNA polymerase activity; damaged DNA binding
Source: RefSeq, a predicted model, not a curated record
AGCAAAUUCAAAACUCAGGAGUGAAGACCGAAGACAAGAUGCAUCGGCAAAGAAGAUACUUAUAACGGCGCCAAAUUCGGGUCUCACUUGAGGUGAAGGAUGGAAACUGGGGGGACCUCCUCCAGUGGGGAGGGCUUCCUUUCCAGAAUGGCCCUCAACGACAACAAGGCUGGGAUGGAGGGCCUUGACAGGGACAAGAUAAACAAGAUCAUCAUGAAGUCCUCCAAGGGCUCCAGGUUCUAUGAGAACGAGAUGAAAAAGGAACAGCAGGUGAACCAGCGCAUUGAGAGGAUGAUGCUGCAGAAAGCAUGCAUCACUGAGCAACAGUUGAGCAAAGCACAAACACAGGUGGAAAAGAUGAUCUUUGACCUGGAGAGGGUUCGUGACUUGAGCCGUGUUAUUGUGCACGUGGAUAUGGAUGCCUUCUACGCUGCGGUGGAGACGAGAGACUGUCCUGACCUGAAGGACAAACCCAUGGCCGUGGGCUCUAUGAGCAUGCUGACAACUUCCAACUACCGUGCAAGGAAGUUUGGGGUCCGUGCCGCCAUGCCUGGCUUCAUCGCGAAGAAGCUCUGCCCAAACCUGGUUAUUGUUCCAACCGACUUUGACAAAUACAGAGCAGUGAGCGCUGAAGUCCAAGAGAUCUUUGCAGACUAUGACCCUCACUUCCUUCCCAUGAGUCUGGACGAGGCCUACCUGGACAUCAGUGAGCACCUGGAGCAGAGGAGGGUCUGGCCAGAGGCCCUGCGUACCCACCGUCUCCGGACCAACGACACUGGGACAGCUAUAUCCGUGUCAGUGCCAGUUGAGGAGCAGGGUGAUGGCCUACAGGAGACAGUAGAGGGUCUGUCUCCUGUCCUGUUUGAGGACAGCCCCAGCUCCUCCUCCUGCCCCUUUCUGCAGGAUGCUCCUGGGGGCGGGGCUGGGGGAGACGUGAUGGUGUUUGGGACCUGUGCCGAGGAGGCGGUGAGAGAGAUGCGCUUCCGCAUCGAGCAGAAAACCUCACUUACUGCCAGCGCAGGCAUUGCCCCAAACAUGAUGCUGGCCAAGGUGUGUAGUGAUAAGAACAAACCCAACGGCCAGUACAGACUCCCCUCUAACCGACAGGCUGUCAUGGUAUUCAUACAGGACUUGCCAGUCCGGAAGGUAUCAGGCAUUGGGAACGUGACAGAGAAGAUGCUGGGAGCUCUAGGUAUCACCAGCUGUAUCCAUCUUGGCCAGGAGAUGGCGCUGCUGGCCUUGCUGUUCUCUGAGACAUCCUGGCACCACUUCCUCGACAUCUCCCUGGGCUUGGGCUCCACACACAUCGAGAGGGACGGGGAGAGAAAAAGCAUGAGCACAGAGAGGACAUUUGGAGAGAUGGUUGCAUUAGAGGAGCAGUUCUCUCUGUGCAGGCAGCUGUGUCAAGACCUGGCUCAGGACCUGCAGAAGGAGGCUCUCAAGGGCAAGACAGUGACGUUGAGGCUUAAAAAUGUCAACUUUGAGGUGAAAACCAGAGCGUGGACAUUGCCGUGUGCCGUUGCUACGAGUGACGAGCUCUUUGCUGUCGCUAAGGACUUGCUGAAGACUGAGAUUGACAACGUCAGCCCCCAGCCACUGAGACUGAGGCUCAUGGGCUUUAGAGUUUCCAGCUUUGUCAGCGCUGAUGACAAGAAACCCCAGCAGAAGAGCAUUGUGGGAUUCCUCCAGAAAGGCAGGGCUGACUCCAGUAGCCCCUCACAGAUCUCCUCCCACAAGCCUGUGAAAGAGCAUCAACCUAAGCCUCCAGGCCAGACCCAGCCCUUUCCUUCCCUGGUACAGCAGAGCCAGGGGCAGGAGGAUCACCCCUGGGUACCCAGCUGGGGAGGAGUGGAGGUGGGGAGGACUGGGGAGCAGCAGCAGUCCUUCUUCCAAAAAGCUCGCGCCCAGAGGCUGCGGCUGCAAGCUGAGAGAGAGGACCCACCAGAGGAUGGAAAGUGGAACAUCUUGGAGACCAGACUGGGCCCAGCCUCAUCAGCCACCAAGCCCAAACAGACACCGACACCCAUUCAGAAGAAUCCAAAUACAUCAGCAGAGACACAAUUCUCUAUGAGUGCAUUGACAGCUUCUGACAACAUGACACAUGCACCUACAGCCAGCAGCACAGAGGCCCACGUGUCUACUUCAUUGUGCUGGUCCACAGAGCCAGGGACAGACAGUCUGACCUGCCCUGUGUGCUUCAGGGAGGUGAACACCACAGACCUGACAGUCUUCAACAGACAUGUUGACCAGUGUCUCAGUGGGGUUCCUAUGGAGCACAACAUUCACACAGACACAGAACUAGAGAGAGGUUCCAGUGUCUGUGAGGAGGUGGAGAAAGAAAGGGAAGAGGAGAUUGAGAAAGAGAUAGCUGAAGGGGAAAGGAGGGAGGAGGGAUUGAUGGAGAUAGGUAGGGACCCACUCAGUAGGUGCAUGUUGGACUCAUUGGGCCUUCGAUUGGACUCUAGUGCAGGUGAUAAUAAAGGACUACUUCUGUAUGAGACUAGUACAACUAAUAUUUCACUAAACGCUGUGGGCCUGAACCCUGUCUGCCUUAACACUUGUCCAAAUGGAGGUGUGUCUAUACCUAGAGUUACAGACCCUAACAUCCUGAAGGGUUCAUCUCAAAGUGACCCUCGUGUUCGUCCGUUGUCCCCAGGUGGCCCUCGGCCAAUGACUACGCCCAAGGUUGAGUCACAUGACCCCAGAGAACCCGCCCUCACCUGCCCAGUGUGUCAGGUGACACAGGACACCGAUAACCUCACCCUCUUUAACCGACAUGUUGACCUCUGUCUAAACCAGGAGGUCUUACAUGAGCUUGAAGGACUGGCAUCUGUGGACUGCACCCCCCACAAUGCAACACCUGCUGCCCACAAAGAGCGAGAGCAGGCUCUGCGGAGAGCGCCACAGAAAGGCAAGAGCAGAAGGAGAGGCUCGUCUCCCCCGCCCCCAUCUAAGAAGGUCAAAGCCCUGGGCGCAGCUCGGAACACCAUCGACAAGUUCUUUAGGUGACAACACACACGAAGACCAAGAGGAUGGCAUGUUAUUCUCAGACGGUGAUGAAGACUGACUGUUACCUGGAUCUCAGGUGAAUGGAGUGCUGGUGACCUCACUAGAAACCAUACCUACCUACCUAGUACUUCUUGGAUUGCUUACUCAAGAAUUGAAGAUGCACUUUCUUCUUUCUAUAAUGUUAGUUUUUAUGUAUUUUGUUCAUUCUUUAAUGUCAUAAUGGUCAUAAAUUGCUUUAUUUAUUUAUUGUACUGCUAUAAUUGAUCAUGCACUAGCUGCGGCUAAAUGAGGGGACUGUGUGUGUUUUGCACCAUUUUAGAUGUAAAAAAUAAGGUGCACGAUGGAUGUGAAGAAUAGGGGUUAGAAUAACUAAACAGUAGAAGAUUACAU